Lagopus muta (rock ptarmigan) is the source of this 1132-nucleotide messenger RNA. RefSeq names its product chromosome Z C9orf85 homolog (gene CZH9orf85). The transcript has 4 exons. NCBI's taxonomy places the organism in Eukaryota, Metazoa, Chordata, Aves, Galliformes, Phasianidae. Bases 54 to 593 code for a protein of 179 amino acids. The record is from RefSeq and is a predicted model, not a curated record.
GGGGAGGAGCGGUUCCGGGGCACGCGCGGCCUGCAGCGGCGGUUGCCGGGGGAAUGAGCUCCGAGAAGGGGAACGUGGCGCGCAGGCGGCCCCAGCGCCACCAGAACGCGCGCGCCUUCAGGAACGACAAGUACGACACCAGCGCGCGGCUGAAGAAAAUAAAUUCUAAACUUCAUGACGGAGUGUGUCAGCAUUGUAAAGGUAUUUUGGAGUGGCGGGUAAAAUUCAGCAAGUAUAAACUACUAUCAAAACCUAAAAAAUGUGUGAAGUGCCUCCAGAAAGCUGUGAAAGAUCCUUACCACAUUAUUUGUCGACCAUGUGCUAGUAAACUAGAAGUUUGUGCCAAAUGUGGAAAGGAAAAAGAAAUUGUAAUUCCGAUCAAUAAAGGACAAGAUGGAAUUGAGGAUAAGACUACUAAAAACAGCCAGGAAAGUGGACUGGAGGAUGAACUGGAUUUUGACACGAACUUGAGUAGUACAGACAGUGAAGAAGAUUCUGAUAGGCUUGAAGAAAGUUUUAGAAGUAUGAACUUUGAAAGGACAGAGAUUCAAAAACUUGAGUUUGUAGAAGAGACUGUACACAAUGAAUUGUGAUAGACUGAUGCUUUCCUCUGACUUCUGCUCUGAAAACCUGGUCUGACAUUUAAAAUCCUCAUGUAUUGGCACAGUGUGUUUUGAUUCUUGUUGUGGAGAGACUUGUUACUUGUUUGAAAGACUCAGAGUUUGAAUCUUUAAGUACAGUUAUUUCUUGUAUGGAUGUUCCUCUGUGUGUUAUUGAUAUGAGUCCAGUAUUACACAGCUGUUGUAUUGCCAUUUGUAAAACUACAUGGACAUCUGUAGUUCAAAUAAAGAAAUAAAAAGUUCUGUCAUUUAAAAAAAAAAAAAAAAAAAAGUUAAACCAAUUUUAAUAGAUUUUGAGGGAAGAACUUGCAUCUUUUGUCAGUGAGCUUCCAGAGGCCAUGACAGAAAUAUCAAGUAAUCAUUGUUCUUACUCCAGAUGUCUCUUUUCCAUGGGAAGAGUGCCUAAGUGCCAUCAAUAUCCAUUUCAUAUUUGUGACCUUGUUUUUACCAAAAUUUUGAAAUGGAAAAAAGAAAAAAAAAAAAGAGCUUAAGACUUUAGAAUUUUUCAUACA